This is a messenger RNA of Lagenorhynchus albirostris (white-beaked dolphin), 1403 nucleotides long. RefSeq lists its product as uncharacterized. The record is from RefSeq and is a predicted model, not a curated record. The coding region runs from base 1 to 1329 and encodes 442 amino acids. Lineage: Eukaryota; Metazoa; Chordata; Mammalia; Artiodactyla; Delphinidae. The transcript has 10 exons.
AUGCUGGGCUCGGUGGGCCGAGGGUACAGUGUGGCCCUGCUGCUUCGGGGUCGAGAAACAGAGGCACCCCGGCUUGUGCCUCAGCUGCUGCAGAUGCUGUUUGAAGAAGCUCUGCCCCUCAGGGGCUCUGAUGCCGUGCUUAGUACACUUAGCCUGGUGCAGCUCAGCACCAGUGGGAGGAGUCGGGACCUGCUUGCUCCAGGCUCAGAGAACCUGUCAGUGCUGGAUGUGUCCCCUCUGGGCUUGGUGGUAGAAAAUGCCAGUGAAGUGGAGGUGUCUGACUCAAGAGCUGCCUCAGAGCUGUACUUGCAGGCUGCAGGUGGUGAAGACAGAGACUGUCCCUUGCUGCAGGUGUUGGCUGGUAAGGUUGUUGGUGAGGAGGUGGAGGGCUCUCUGCCCUGGAUUGUCUCAUGUCUCCUGGAAGGAAACAACUACAGUGGCCUUCUUCUUCGCCUGGACCCUCAAGGCAGCUCCCUGGGCUUGCUCCAGGCUGCUCUGUUGGGGGCCGCAGAAAGGAGGAUGAAGGUGAGACAGGUGAGGCCCACCCUCUGGGAUGCAGGAGAAGAGGCCCGGGCCCGGCGGGCUGGCCUGAAGAGCCUGCGUUCAGGCCUCCUUGGGGACGCCCUGACAGAUAGUGGGCUCGGCCAGCUGGGCAGGGCACUGCGGGAGUUGCAGGUGGUAAAAGCCUGGAGCCAGCGCUCAGGAAGCUGGAUGCUCAAAACAGUCAAAACUGAGGCUAUGGGGCUCCCAGAACCACAGGCCCAGCAGGCCCCGGAUGUGGCCCUGCAGUUCUUCCUGGCUCAGGCCCAGAGGCAGAGACUGCGAGAACAGCACCAAAUUUGGAUCCAAGAGGAACUGAAGCAUUUGCAACAGGAGGAAGAAGUGGUGGCAGGGGUCCACAUCAAAGGCCUGGUGGCUGAAGAGGUUUCCGAGGAGAGGCAGAGAUGGCACCGGGAGUGGACAGGGCUGAGACUCCAGCUGGAGGCCCUUCAGGCAGAACGGGACACUGCGGAGCGGGACCUGACAGCCCUCUAUGACCUGCACGUGCAGGCUGCCAGGGCUUGGACGUGCCACGUGCUGCAGGUAUUCCGAGCCUGGCGGGGGCUGUGGGAGGAACAGGCCAUGGCCACAGAGCAUCACUAUCACAGCCUGCUGGCUGGCAUCCUGCAAGACACCAUCAACCUGGCCACGCAGAACCAGGAGCUCCAAGCCCAGAGCCAGCGACUUCAGCAGACUAGGCUGGGCGCAGGCAUGCUGGAUCCCCGCCCUGAGGAGAAAUGUGGGGAUCAGGAAUCCUUCAGGGGCAGUCUCCUCUCUCCUCAUUCGUAAAGGUCCUAGAAGGGAGAGGAGUUGGGACACAACAGCCAAGCUAACCUUCAUUAUGGAUAACUAAUAACACCACU